Molecule: messenger RNA, 468 nt
Organism: Fusarium pseudograminearum CS3096
Lineage: Eukaryota; Fungi; Ascomycota; Sordariomycetes; Hypocreales; Nectriaceae
Exons: 2
Coding region: 1-468 (155 amino acids)
Source: RefSeq, a predicted model, not a curated record
AUGGCUUUGGUUACCGUCUUCAGCCUCUCCUUUAGAAAAAUAUUGCCUGGGAAUAUUUUCGCCAGUGUAUCUUUCAACAGUACUGAGGACUUUAUUCUGCAUCGUGACCUCGCCCUACCUGGUGAUCGCUAUGUGUUUCCCGACUUUGUUGUCUUCGAAAGCGUCACCAAUGACAUGGAAGAUACCUCCACAAGCGAUAUAAAAUUGGUCAUAGAGGUCAAGAAGGAUGAUACCGUUGGUGCCAUGGCUCAAGCGAGGACGGAUGCGAUCUGGUACCUCGGCCGAGCUGGUAACAACACCAAUAACCCCAAUCAAGAUAACACGCAAAUCUUUUCUGUCGCAACAGCAGGCGAUCGUUGGUCUUGUCGUAGGUACAACAAGACUAAUGGCUUUUGGGGUCCAGCGGAUAACUGGAGCGCCGAACAACUCACCACCGCGGACACCUUCGGUGAUCACAUAGAACUCUAA